This is a messenger RNA of Amphimedon queenslandica, 2011 nucleotides long. RefSeq lists its product as uncharacterized. The coding region runs from base 380 to 1828 and encodes 482 amino acids. The record is from RefSeq and is a predicted model, not a curated record. Lineage: Eukaryota; Metazoa; Porifera; Demospongiae; Haplosclerida; Niphatidae. The transcript has 3 exons.
UUCUCUUGGCUACAGUCUUCACUAAGCUGGUGUAUUAGAUCACUAAGCCCUAACUUAAUCCUGGGGAAAGUAUUUAAGUGUUGAUUAGUAUUUUGAAAACAGUUCAGCUGGGAUAUUUGCAAAUUAGUUCUGCAGGACAGGAGACUUAUAUAUAAAGGACCUGUUUCUUUGUCAUUGUCUGGUGGCCAGCUAUUGGAGAGAAGUGUCAAGAUCUACUCUACACUCUGUACUCUAUUCUACAGAUAGUCUACUACAGAUAUCUCAGUACAGAUUGUCACUACUUACUGUUAUAAUUUCAGGAUUGAUCUCAGCUCUCCACUGACCAACUUUUUAUCACCUGUCUAUUUAGUUGCGUGGGUGUCUGCUAAUAAUAAGAAUCAUGCACAGAAGAACAAAUUCAUACAGUUACACUGUGAACAGCAACAGCGUCCCUCCACCUUUAGCUGCUCUAUCAAAGAAGCUACAGCAGAACGAGGAGUUUGUAAGGAGUACGCUAGACAGAAGGAGCUACAAGUCAAGCAACAGUUCCCUCUCCGCUAAUAAAGGCUACAAAAACGUCACGGUUACUCUAGCUGUGCCCGGCAAAGUGAAAUACUCGGUCGAAGAUAUGUAUCGACCCAGAUCUCCAGUGAAAGUAAAUCAUAAAAGCGGGCCCAGAGGCUCACCAGGAGCCACUGCUGGAACAGACACUAUACCAGAGCUGGACUCGUUGCUCUGUGAUAUAAAGGAGCAACUGUCUCUAAUGAAAAGAGAGAGGAAUGAUAUAGCAGAUAGACUCAGUAGCCUCUCCUGGGGGAUUGAUGAUACUUUUGAUGAACUACAAGCUAGCAUUACUGCUUCUGCAGCAUCUCAACAGCAACAACGUAGCAAUUCAAGCUUGCGUCGUAUACACAGUCUUGAUUCAAGCUCAUCACUUGCUUCAUACAGUUUAACCCAGCUUCCUGAUAAUAUAAUGGAGACUGCCAUAUCAGAGGCAGAUUCAGCUAGCAUGUCAAGUGUGGAUAACAGUCCUUUAUUGAUCCAUAAAUCUGGCACUGCUCCUGAUACUGUAUCCAUCGAUUCUCUGACCAAUUCUGGUAUUGCUGGUUCCCAUUCUCCUAGUAUAGUUAGACGUAACAGCAGUUUAACAAGGAAAGGAAUGAGCAACAGGUUACCAACAAUACCAGACAGAGACAGCGCAAUGUCUUUCAUCGAGGGAGUUGAUGGAGAGAUUGAGAGAGGAGGGGAGAGUUCGUCUGACGAACUUCAAGUAAGUCCUUCGUCUUUCCAGCAAGUAUCUCCAGAGAACUCAAGUCCAAAGGUACUCUUUUCGCCAAAGAAUUCAAAAUCCCCCAAAGUUUCUUCCCCAACUGGUCUUUACUAUACAUUACCAAAUCGUCACUCGUCUACUCCUUCUUCCCCGCACAACAGAACCCCAUCAAGCAGGUUGGACGCGUCCGAUACAGGUUUAUUCUGUUGGGAUAAAGCAUCGAUUAACUCAAAUGACAGCUCUUCGAUGAUACUCCAAAUUAGCUCGGCUACAGGUCAGUUGGAGAAAGUGCCAAAAACAUCCAGAUUAUUGUUGUCUUCUAAAGUUGACAGACAAAACAAAGAUCAGGAGUACUGCUCACUGCCACAAUCCUACCGUCUCUCUGUCUCCUCUUAUUACAUUGGGCCUGGGUUUGAAGACAGUGAUAGUAUGAUAAUGAAGCUAUCAGAAGAGCCUAGUGUCCCCUCAAGAUCUAACAGCAUAAGUAGUGUAUUAUCAUCACACUCAGCAAGAUCUCACAAACUAAGUACAUCAUCAAGGAACAGUGUAUUGCUAAACUCUAAAGAAACAUCAGUAUGAAUCAAACGACCUCCUCAAAUCUAACUGAUACAUGAUAUACUCUCCCUCUUUCUGUAUUAUAAGUUAUUUUAUUAUGAAAUGUAUUAUUAUUAUAAUUAGACAUGUAUUAUUAUCAAUCAUUAAAUUCUUGUGAUAUUUUAUAGUCUGUACACUUUAAAAUACUCGGAAAUUGUGCCAAACACA